CCCAGGAGCGCUGGAAUCCAGCGUCUGGGAGAGGCUUGGGGAGCUCUUCCUCGGCUUCCGCAGCCGCAAAGUAGGGUUGCCAGCGCCAGGAUCUGCAAACAAGCCGCCGCCACCUCCCCUGCUCCCAAAUGGCUGGGGUACGGAGGGAAAGGAGAACGCGAGGGUGUGCCACCCAACCCCGCAGAGUGAAGCCGAGGCCCCAAGGACCGUCGAGGAAAUCGCGGCUGGGCCGGCCAGAUCCGACGCACGGAAUGCGAUCUCCAGGUUCUCAUCGUGUUCCCGGCUCGGUGCUCGGCGUUCAAGGGGGUGGGGAGGGGCGAAAAGCUGCCCCUCGAGGCUGCUCCGCCGCCAGGGAAGCCCGUGGCUCAGGCUUCACGCGUCAGGCGCUCUCUCAGAGUCCAGCCGAGCCGGGCCCGGGCGCGCAGCCCGCGGCUCUCCGCUCUCAGCCGGGGACGUGGCUCUCCGUCUCCCGCCCGCGCCGGGACAGCCCCGAAGGCUACCCGCCCGAAAGUCCCGAAGAAAGUUGCGCCGCGCGCCCCAGCUCGUCCCUUGCGCGCGCCUCCACUUACCGCUCCCAGCCGAAGCUUAGUUCUCUUCGGCGUCGCCUCCGCAGCCUCCAGAGCCAGCUCCCGGUCCUCCUCACUCCAGGGCGCCCGGGCUCCCGGCCCCCUCCGAACCGAGCCCUCCGCGCCCCCGCCGCGCCAUGGGUGCUAGUGGGCGCCGCGCCGCGCCCCGGGAUGCGCUGCUGCAGCCUCGGGCGGCGCUACUGAGAGCCGGGCCGGCGCGGGCGGGUAGGUGUGGGCGAAAGGGGCGGAGGGAGGGACGCGGCGGGCGCUGAGGCUCCGCUGGAAGGGGGAGGAAACCGCAACGUCACCAGAGCCAGAGGAGACGAGGAUGAGGAGAGGGAAACGGGGACCCCCUCCCCCGGCCGAACCCCGACCGCAGGCCCGCCCCGCUUUCUCCCGCUCCUCCUCUCCCGGGACUCGCCGCUCGCAGCUGUGCUCGGCCUUCCACGCCACCCGGCCCGGACUCCACCCGCACCCCCGCCCGCCAGGCCUCUUUGGCUCUAACUUGUUCUAGUUUCUUAGGACUCAAACGCUUCGGGUUCGAGAAUCACACCCAAAGGAAAGAAAUUGCAUUUAAGAGGAACUCCUUACAAAGAGGUCAAGAGGAAGUGGUACUAUUAAAUUUUUUAAAUGUUCACUCAGGUACCUUCCUCUGCCAACUGACACUGGAUUUGAAUGCUACUGAUGAACAUUCUUAUCAGUUGAGGACCCACAUGUUACCUUGUCCUAUUUUUGUCUGUUGUCCCAGGGUAGCAGCCUGUGUACAUAGGCCAAAAUUAUUCUAUUUGUAAAACUGCCGUACCCUGCACCUAUAGAUUCUCUCAUCUUCAGAUCACAGAAGAAGUAAGAUCAUUUUGGUUUGCUCAAGCCAUACUGCCCUGUGCUUGUACUUACUGAUUCAGUGAUAAUCUCCUGAGCUUUCCCUUCCAUUUCUGAGCAUUCAGCCCCGGCCAGGCAUCCUCCAGAGGCUUCUCCAAGCUUCCUUGCUCAGGCCUCCCUCCCUGCCUUUCUCAGCGCUGACAUGAUCUUCUCCAUUACCAAGACUGCUCUGCUGCGACUGCUUCAUCUCCAGAUGACUCAAGCUUCGUGGGCUUAGUUUUCAUCUUUUAAAAAAAUGAAACAUUGACCUACAUUCUUAAUAAUAAUUGAAUUCCACCUCCACUGCAAGUCACAAUUUGAGAUUUCUGCAGGUACAUACUUCCUGGCCUCACAAUCUUCUAAUAGGUCAUGAAAUGUACCAGGCACGUCCAUACGUGUCUCCUUUUAUCCUCACAGGCACUGACUGAUGAGGAAACAGAGGCUCUGAAAGUUAAAGUGAAUUUCCCAAGCCAUAAAUGGUUCAGACCACAUACGAUUAUGUUUUCUGAUAUAAAAUCUAGGAUCCUCCCACUAAACCACUUGGCCUAGACUAACUUUUUGUGUCUAAAGCCUCAUUUACAGUUUGCGUAUCCUGGCCUCAGUUGAAAGCUAUUCUUCAUUCAUUGACAAUUGACUUUUGAAAUGGAUGAUUUUAUAUCACCUCUUAUUAUAAACUACCUAAGGUGUCCUAAACACCUUCCAAAUUAUAAUAUUGUUCUCUGAAAUUACAAAAAUUACUGAUGUUUGUUACAUGAAUGAAUGAAAUUAGAUGUUUAUUCUUUUCCUCAGACUUAAUAGAACAAAAGGAGUGUAACAUUUAGUAUUAUAAGCUCCUUCAUGGUAGAGACUCUUCUUCAUUUCUAUAGCCAUUCCUCAUAUUUCCUGGCAGAGGGCAUGUUUAUUAAAUUAGAAUUCAAUUUUCAGAUUGUGGCUGUGUCCCAGUCUAGAUACUAUGGUGGAUAAUUUAAUGUGUCCAUCAAAUAAGAGCAAGGACUUUGAAGUUGAACAAAACUAGGCUGAAAUCUAGACUCUCUGUCACUAACUGUGUGACCUUAGGCAGGCAAGUCAUUUAACAUUGUUGAGUUCCACUUUCUCAUCAGUAGGAUUUUGAUAUGCAAACUUUUCUCAUACAGUUUCUGGAAGGAGCAAACCAAACGUUGUAUAUAAAAUACCUGCCAAGGAAUGAGAACUCAAUAAAUAGGUGUUUAUUGUCAUAACUUAGAAUGGUUCUAGGGGCUGUCAAUGAGAGAUACACCCUUUGGAAUCAGUCUUGUGUGGACUGGAACAUGCCUGGGCAUUUUUCAGGCAGGAUCUGAACCAGUUAAGGUGAGUGAUACCCUACCUCUCAGAACCCUGCUAAAAGUAGUUGAGGUCAUGCCAGUUUUUGCAAUAGUUUGGAAAUCAAGCCUUCUGUGCUCUUCAGGAGGAGAUAAGGAUUGUCGUGGCAGUAUUCUAUAAUAGUAAUUCUAACCCCUGGGUGCAUAUUAGCAUCACUUGGGAGAACCCAAAACACACCAAUGCCUAGUUGUACUCUCAGAAAUUCUGAUUUAAUUCCUUCUAGGAUGAAGUCCAGAUACCCCAUAUGCUUUUAAAGGUACGAGGUAGUUCCAGUGUGCAGCCAGAGUUAGAACCAAUGCUACGUAGUGGUGCUUCCCAAACUUUGCUGCACAUUAAAACCAUUUGGAGAGCUUUAAGAACUUCCGGCCACGCGCGGUGGCUCACGGCUGUGAUCCCAGCACUUUGGGAGGCCGAGAUGGGCAGAUCACGAGGUCAGGAGAUCGAGACCAUCCUGGCUAACACGGUGAAACCCCGUCUCUACUAAAUAUACAAAAAAUUAGCCAGGCGUGGUGGUGGGUGCUUGUAGUCCCAGCUACUCGGGAGGCUGAGGCAGGAGAAUGGCGUGAACCCAGGAGGCGGAGCUUGCAGUGAGCCGAUUGCACCACUGCACUCCAGCCUGGGCGAUACAGCAAGACUCCAUCCCCCCCGAAAAAAAGAACUUCCGAUGCCCCAGUUAUAGUCUGUACCAACCAAAUUAGAAAGUUUGAGGUGUUUAAAACUCUGUGAUUCCAGUGUACCAAAAGUUUGGAACCACUGUUAUAGAGUGUUACUAAAUAGGCUGGGUGAGGUGGCUCACACCUGUAAUCCCAGCACUUUGGGAGGCCAACGCAGGCAAAUUGCUUGAGCCCAAGAGUUCGAGAUCAGCCUGGGCAACAUGGCAAAACCCCAUCUCUACUAAAAACACACACAAAAAAUUAGCCGGGCAUGGUGGCGCACACUGUAAUCCCAGUUACUCAGGAGGCUGAGGCACGAGAAUUGCUUGAACCCAAGAGGCAGAGGUUGCAGUGAGCCAAGAUCACACCACUGCACUCCAGCCUGGGCAACAAGAGUGAAACUCGGUGUCAAAAAAAAAAAAAAAAAGUUACUAAACAGGUACUUGAACCAAAUGAAGUAUUAAUUAGAGAAUAUGUUUAUUUGCCACAUUUCUUCUGGUUUAUUAAUUAUAUAAAAUAUUGUGAAGAUUAGUUUUUAUUAACUCAAGCUCACUAAUAUAUUUCUUUCUAAAUACUUUUGUUGGAUAUGCAGUUUGGGAAAAAUAAUAUUUGAUGUCAACACUGGCUGAACUAGUCAAGUUGACUUCAUAUUGCAGUUAAUGUUUCACUUCAAGUUUCUGCUGCCUGAGUAUUACACAUAGUGAAUUCCAGUAAAACAUUUAACAGCCAGGCCAUUCAGACUUCUCCUUCUGCUCAGGCCUUUUCUUCUGCUGAUGAGAUUACCUGUGUCAGGCAAAGAAAAUCUUGGCUAUUUUGCAUUUAUAGUAUCUUUUAGAUGGGAAAUAGUCGACAGUUUGCUGAUAUUAAACUUAAGUGUGUAGUCUAGUGACAUGUUUCUAUAUCCUUUCUCACCAAACUCCAAAGAAUACACACUGGUUCUUUUUCCAUGUUUUCUUUCAUUUUUGAUUUUUUAAUAGUGACAUUUUGAUUUUGCCAUUUUUACUCAUCUUGGCCAAAUGGAAACACUGCCAUUUUUAAAAAAUGUUAAAAUAACAAAAUAAAAACCCAACAACAGUUUAACAAACAAACAAACAAAAAACACAGCAUUCCUUAGAAGUAUUUGUCAUCUAAGUGAGAAAAGUAUAAGGAAACUUGGAAUAAUUAUAUUCUAACCAUUUUGUUUUACAAAGAAACCAAGGUUAACAUAGAUGGGGACUGUUACCAGUUUUUGCUGCUAAUUAGUUAGAAGUGGAAGGAAAAGUCAAGCCUCCUGAUUCCUAGCCAGAUUUUCUUUUUCUCGCUUCUCCUUGCUGAAUCAUUGGCCAAAAAUGUACAACUAACUUCUCCUUUUGGGAAGUGCAUAUUUCAUAUUAACUCUGGCAAUUUAUGAAAAAAUGUAGAUUCAUUUGCUCCAUUAACAAAAUGUCAGUGCCUAAGAAGAAAUAAGGUUUAUUUUUGAAAGAAAUCAAGUGCCUACUCAGAAUGUGCAGGGGAUGGCACCUUUCAUUUAGCAGCGUUAAGCUUAAUGUGUUGUUUUACUUAUGAUGUAAUUUCUCCCCGAUAUAUGAACAAUGUAAGUUCACAUCACUACAUAUGUAAAAUCACUAACUAAAUGCCUGUCCUUGAGGUGAAAUCUUUAAUAAACUUUCACCCAUCUUGA
Gorilla gorilla gorilla (western lowland gorilla) is the source of this 5075-nucleotide messenger RNA. Its product is annotated as serine/arginine repetitive matrix protein 3-like. The record is from RefSeq and is a predicted model, not a curated record. The transcript is spliced from 4 exons. Lineage: Eukaryota; Metazoa; Chordata; Mammalia; Primates; Hominidae. Bases 129 to 770 code for a protein of 213 amino acids.